UUUGCCCCUCCCCUCCGUUUCUCCAUCUCGGGCUGGGAGGUUCCCCUGGGCCCUGCUACAUGGCUCAGUAGCUCAGCUCCUGGAUGGGAUCAUAACCCUGAGUGCUGGCCAAGAGAAGAGCCGCUUCUCCUCACAUACAGAGUUCCUGCUGCAGGGUGGAGUUUCCCCCAGAAUAACAAACUCACUUGAACCUCACCAUGGCUGACCGUAGGGUGGCCCCGGUUUUGGCUACGAUUCUCAUCCUGGUUGCACCAGCCCUGAGCGGAUGCCCAAGCGCCUGCCGCUGCUCCUUCGCCAUGCUUCAAUGCCUGGAGCCAGACGGAAUCACCAGCAUCCCUGCAUUGGCAGCACAGGAGAGCGAAAACGUGACUGAAAUCUACAUAGAGAGUCAAGAAAACCUGGAGAACAUCACAGACAUAGACCUCACCAACUACAGAGAACUGAAGAACCUGACGGUCACAGAUUGUGGGUUGGUAUACAUCUCUGAAAAUGCAUUCCAGCAUAAUUUUAAACUGCAGUAUGUAAACCUGGCCUCAAAUUUUCUGGUGCACAUCAGUUGGAGGGUGUUCCAGUCGGUCCCUCUGUUGAGUCUAAUCUUGAGGGACAAUCAGCUCACCUGCUCAUGUGACAUUUACUGGCUUCAGCAGUGGCACAGAAAAAGACAAAGCGACACAGAUUCUCAACAAAACUGCAUUUACAAUGGCAACAACAUUCAGCUGGAUUCAUUUGAAAUGGAUAACUGCAGCAUUCCUGAGGUCACAAUUCACCCAUCGACACUGACCACUCAAGAAGGUGGAAAUCUGACCUUUACCUGCCUGGUGACUGGAGUACCAACACCGACGAUCCGCUGGAGAACAGAGCACCUACAGUCCAGCUGGAACCUGCAGCAGGGAAUCUGGGGUUCAACCCUGGAGCUGGUUCUCCAAAUGAGGAACGUGUCAUCUACAGACAACCUGCACAACCUCACCUGUGAGGCGGAGAACCGUGCUGGAAUGGGAGAAGCCAUGGUGCAGAUAGACAUUGAAUUUCCAGUGCGGAUCUUGUUUCUAAAGGACCCAGAAUCACAACAUCACUGGUGUUUUCCAUUCGCUGUGAACAGCAAUCCUCCCGCCACCUUCAAAUGGCUGUACAACAACCAGACUCUCGUCGAAUCACUCUACACCUACACCGAGCUGAUCAGAGACGAAGCCGAUGGCUCCGUUCAACACGGCUGUCUGUAUCUCAACAAGCCCACACACCUCAACAACGGCAACUACACGCUCAUCGUGGAGAAUAAACUGGGUAGAGACCAGGCUACGGUAAGCUGGAGGUUCAUGGACAAUCCCUUUGACCCCUUUGACCCGGAGGGCAUCAUUCCUGUUCUCACUGAAAACCCAACAGCUCCCACUAACCAGUCAACGGAGACGGAGAAACUGGAGAGCACAGUGUUUGGGGUGUCAGUAGCCGUGGGUCUCGCUGUGUUCACUUGCACAUUUCUGCUCAUCAUGGUUGUCGCCAUCAAUAAAUUUGGACAGCGUUCCAAAUUUGGCAUCCAUCGAUCGUCUGUUCUCGGCACUGAGGAUGAUUUGGCCAUAUCCCUUCGCUUCAUGAACUUCGGUGCAAGUCCUCCGUCUUCAGAUGAUAGCACGCUGGACUCUGGUUUGUCCAGUUUUGUAGAGAACCCGCAGUACUUCUGUGGCAUCAUCAAAGAUAAAGACAUGUGUGUCCAGCACAUUAAAAGAAAAGACAUUGUUUUGAAGUGGGAACUGGGUGAAGGAGCUUUUGGCAAAGUUUACCUGGCAGAAUGUGCCAACCUCUGUCCGGAUACUGACAAGAUGCUGGUCGCUAUCAAGACCUUGAAAGUCACCGACGAGUCCACCCGGCAGGACUUCCAGCGCGAGGCCGAGCUGCUCACGGUGCUACAGCAUGAACACAUAGUGCGCUUCUACGGCGUGUGUACAGACGGAGAACCUCUGGCCAUGGUGUUUGAGUACAUGCGACACGGAGACCUCAACCGCUUUCUAAGGGCUCAUGGUCCAGAUGCUAGUAUCCUGGAUGAGAUGAAGGUUCCUCUGAUGGGUCAGUUGACUGUUCCUCAGAUGCUCCACAUCGCAGCUCAGAUCGCCUCGGGCAUGGUGUACCUCGCUUCCCUUCAUUUUGUCCACAGAGACCUGGCCACCAGGAACUGUUUGGUCGGAGAAGGGCUGGUGGUGAAGAUCGGGGACUUUGGGAUGUCGAGAGACAUUUACAGCACAGAUUACUACAGGGUCGGUGGGAGGACGAUGCUGCCCAUUCGCUGGAUGCCGCCAGAAAGCAUCAUGUACAGGAAGUUCACCACGGAGAGCGACAUCUGGAGCUUUGGAGUGGUCCUUUGGGAAAUCUUCACCUACGGCAAACAACCAUGGUAUCAGCUAUCCAACAGUGAGGCCAUUGAGUGCAUCACACAGGGGCGAGAGCUGGAACGGCCUCGUACCUGCCCGAAGGAAGUGCAUCUCCUCAUGCAGGGCUGCUGGCAGAGAGAACCACAGCAGAGGCUUGUCAUCAAAGAUAUCUACAGCCGGCUCGUGGCCCUCGUCAAGAACCCGCCCAUCUAUCUGGACAUCCUGGAGUAAUAGAACCCUGAUGGAACCUGCAUGGAAAAGACAUGCUUCUGGAAGCAGGCUGUUUGAGGAGGAAAAUCAGUGGUGGGUUUUGGACGGACACAAAUCACAAACUGAAUCACAUGAUGUGCAGUAUGAACGUUUCCGGUGUUUGUUGAUGGGUAUGUUUUAAUCCACUGGAGGUGGAAGAUUGUGUCCAUGUGUUUCAAUUUGAAAAAAAAAAAAAAUUAUAAUAAAUAAAAAAUAUUAAGAGAGAUGGACUGAGUAAAUGGACAGUGGAUACUCUGAUUAUGCAUUAGUGGAAAUUGCUCAUGGAUCUUCAUGACUCAUCCUGAAGAGACACUAGACUUUCUAUAUGAGGAUACUGAUGUCAAGGUCUUGUAAUUAAAGGUUAUUAAAGGUGAAGUGUGUCGUUUCUCUCAACCCAGUCUAAUAAACAGAGACAUUGUAUAGGUUGAUUUUCCCAAUAGAUGUAAAAACCGUGGCUCUGUUUGUUUGAGCAUCCCUGCAUGACAUAGCAACAGUGCCGCAACCAAUGGCAUGAGUUUGGGGGCGGGACUUGCUGUUUGUCUGACCAAUGGGGAGAGUGGAAACCUUGGCUUGUAUUACAGAAUCAUCCAAACCCAUAAUCGUAUUCUAUUUAUAAGAUUUCUUCAGGAUUUAUGAAGGUCGAUUUAAGACUUUUUAGGACUGUUUUCAGACUACCAACUGAUCACACUGCAAAACACUUACAAAUAAAAUAAUAAUAAUGUUCUUUCAAAGUAUUUUUUG
This is a messenger RNA of Carassius auratus (goldfish), 3350 nucleotides long. Its product is annotated as high affinity nerve growth factor receptor-like. Bases 198 to 2591 code for a protein of 797 amino acids. The record is from RefSeq and is a predicted model, not a curated record. Gene Ontology annotation, molecular function: ATP binding; neurotrophin receptor activity; neurotrophin binding. Gene Ontology annotation, biological process: cellular response to nerve growth factor stimulus; positive regulation of kinase activity; positive regulation of phosphatidylinositol 3-kinase/protein kinase B signal transduction. Gene Ontology annotation, cellular component: signaling receptor complex; plasma membrane; axon. Lineage: Eukaryota; Metazoa; Chordata; Actinopteri; Cypriniformes; Cyprinidae. The transcript is spliced from 17 exons.